Molecule: messenger RNA, 1108 nt
Organism: Prorocentrum cordatum
Lineage: Eukaryota; Dinophyceae; Prorocentrales; Prorocentraceae
Source: the annotation of a GenBank genome assembly
CCAUGGGCCCACCUCGUGGAGGCGGCGGCAAGGGCUUCGGCGACCACAGAGGCUUCGGAGGAGAUCGUGGUGACCGUCGUGAUCUGCCUCGUGGUUGGGACGACCGCCGUCCUGCUGGCCGUGACGGUCGAGAUGAUCGUGACGAUCGCCGUGACCGCCACAGGGAUCGCCGCCUUCGUCCUGGCCAAGUCCCGUGCCAUCGCGCGCAGCAGGCGCUUCCUGGCGAAGGAGGACCCCGAGUUCGCCAACUACCUCGUGGAGCGGCGCCAGGCCCAGGGUCGGGUCCUUGCGGAGGCCAUGAAGUCCACCUUCGACGAGCACAUGGCCAAGGUGUGCGGCCACGGGUUCCCGCCGACCGCGAUCCCGACGCCUCCCUCGGCGGGCUCGCCAGCGGCAAGCAGUCCUGGUCCAGCUCCGUUCCCGCCUCCUGUUCCAGGUGGGCCAGCUGCUGGGGCCCCUGCGGACGGCCUCUCACCGGUGGGCAAGGCUUGGCUCCAGAGCAUCGUGGGCAGCGAGAAGGUCCCAGCCACCUACACGCGCGAGACGCUCACGACCUUCCUCGUGGACUGCAUCUCGAAGGACAGCGACACCAAGGAGAGGGUCAAGAACUUGCUGGUCGCCAUCGACGCGGGCCAGACCCUCCCGAAGACCCACAAGCUGUGGGCGGCCCGCACGGUGGAGCUCCUGUACGGCCCGAUGUUCAUGCUCCUGGUCUGUAUCAUGAUACUCAGUUUCGCGGUGUACGAGUCUUUCCUACCUCCGACAGUGGUGUACCUGAAUGAUGAUUGGGAUGAUCCUUACACCACCAGCACUCUAUCCUCGACGAGCGCAUCGUCAUCUGUGUUCUCUCUCCCGAGCUCAUGGUUGGCCUCCGACACCUUCAGCGGCUUCCUGGAAGUCAUCGACGCCUGGUGGACCAUCAAUAUCAAGCGCCGCUCCGAGGCCAAGGCUACUCAGCUCAUGUUCGAUCUGUUGGGCAUGGAUACGUCCAUCCAUGACAGCAGGAAUGAUGAGGCCAUCUCGAGCUGGGUGCGACGGUCCGCGGUGUGGACUGCCGAGCGUCUCUUUCGAUGAGCACGGCGAGGUGCGAGCUGGAUGGAGGCUUCCC